Molecule: messenger RNA, 2730 nt
Organism: Metarhizium album ARSEF 1941
Lineage: Eukaryota; Fungi; Ascomycota; Sordariomycetes; Hypocreales; Clavicipitaceae
Product: subtilisin-like serine protease PR1C
Exons: 3
Coding region: 1-2730 (909 amino acids)
Biological process (GO): proteolysis
Cellular component (GO): cytosol; membrane; cell wall
Molecular function (GO): serine-type endopeptidase activity; tripeptidyl-peptidase activity
Source: RefSeq, a predicted model, not a curated record
AUGCAGCGAUUAUUGCUUGCCGUCGUGGCACUGGCAGCAGCAGCAUUCGCCGCCGCCACGGCAGGACAGGAAAUUCCUGGCACGUACCUUGUUGAGCUAAGUCCACAAGCCAAUGUGACCGCCUUUGCAGGAAGAGUGAAGACGGAGGUCAAUGCUCGAAUUCGCCGUCAAAUCAACUACAUGCCUCCCAAGGCAAACGGCGUGCCUUUCAAGGCUGUCUCCAUCGAGCUCAAGAAUGCAAGCAAGAUCAACGAGGUGGCGUCCACGGCUGACGUCCUCAAAGUACACCCAGUCAAGAUGCUUGCCCUGGACGACGUGUCUUCCCCGGACGAGCGGGCCGAGAGCAACAAGAAACGUUCCGUUGGCAAAACCAGCGAGAGUCUGAAAAUUCGACGUGCGUUGCCGGAAACAAAUGCGACGGCAGAUACUCACCCGUACAUACCUCACUCCAUGAUGCAGGUUGACAAGCUGCACAGCAAAGGAAUCACAGGAAAGGGCAUCAAGAUUGCCAUGAUUGGCACGGGUGUCGACUAUGAACACCCGGCGCUCGGUGGUUGUUUCGGCCCCGGAUGCCUCUUUUCCUUUGGAGCCGACUUGGUCAACGGCGAACCGACGCCCAAGGACUGCCUCGGACACGGAACCAAGGUUGCUGGCAUUAUUGCCGCGCAGCGCAACGACUUGGGCGUCGUAAGCGCGGCUCCUGGGGCUCAGAUGGGCGUGUUCCGUAUAACCUGCGAUGGCUUCUUUGCCAGCGACGUCAUGGUCGAUGCAAUCUUUCGCGCCCUCGCCGAAGGCGUGGACAUCAUCACGUCGUCGGUCGUGCUUCCGGGCGGGUGGCCGGACAGUCUCCUGUCGUCGACGGCAUCGCGGGUCGUGGACAGCGGCGUCGUCUUUGUCCAGGCCGCAGGGAAGGGCGGGCUCGGCCUCUUCUCGCUUUCUGACCCGGCCGCUGGCAACGGCGUUAUCAGUGUCACGUCGAUGCAAAGCCGUGUGGUUCUCAUGAGGGCGGGUGUUGCCACGUAUGCCGCGGACAACGGAUCCCAAGUCAGCUUCCCUUUUCAUCCGUCCUUCCCGUCGGAGAACUUCACCGGCACCCCCAUGGAAGUCUACGCCCCGAACUUGCGCGACAUUCACGCCUGUGCGCCGAUCCCGGACAGCACGCCGGAUCUGAGUGAAAAGCUGGUGCUGCUCCAGAUACGGACUGACAAAGGGCACUGUUUCAUCCGGGAUAGGAUCGAGUCGGUCCGUGAAAAGGGGGCCACGCGGAUUCUUGUCUACGCGGCGCCAGAAGACAAGAAUCCCGGUCUCAUGUAUCUCCCGAACUUGCCCGAGGAGGUCGUCGCUGUCGGGGCACUGGGGUUUGAUGUCGCGACGUCAAUUCUCGAGGCUCUCCAGGCUGGGCGCAAGGUCUCCGUCACGGCCUUCCCCUUUUUCAAGCCUCAUGGCACACAGUCGCCAAGGACCUAUGUCGAGGUUCCCUAUGAGGAAAAAGCAGGAGCUAUUUCCGUCUGCACUUCCUGGGGCCCGACCUGGAAUCUGGGUCUCAAGCCUUCCCUGGCCGCCAUCGGCCGACCCGUCCUCUCGACCGCUGCUAGGGAUGUAGAUCCUUCUGGCUAUACGAUAGCACGAGGAUCUGGCUAUGCGACGCCACUCAUCGCUGGUAUCGUUGCCCUGAUUCUCGAGGCCCGCGGCUCCCUGGACCCGGCCACCGUAGAGAGCCUUCUCGUUUCACACUCUGAUCCGCAGCUUUACCACAAUGGAACCAACUUUCUCCCCUACUUGGCCCCAGUUGCCCAGCAGGGCGGUGGUCUGGCGCGUGCCUACGACUCUGCCUUUUCUACAACGCUUCUUGAGCCGGCGGGUCUCAACUUCAACGAUACUGAACACAUGCCCGCCUCGCUCAACUUGACACUCAGGAAUGUGGGCGAUGUGGAUGUGACCUACCGGCUCUCCCACGUUCCCGCAAUCACGGUGUACGCGUUUGCCCAAAAUGGCCUCUUUCCUUUGUAUCCCUCUACCCUUGACCACGUUGAGAUUUCAGCCGCCAUCACCAUUAGCGAAACAAGUCUCACUCUGACCCCGGGGGAAAACGCCACCGUCAGCGUGUCAGCGUCAGUCCAUGAUGGUCUUGACGCUGCGCGUCUCCCAAUAUGGUCUGGAUGGAUCACGAUAAACGGGACCGAUGGAAGCUCCCUCUCCGUCCCUUACCAGGGCGUUGCGGGCUCCAUCCGUCAUCACCAGGUCCUGCCGCCCGAUGGAAUUUCUCUCUUCUACGGGAACGCCUCCGUCACUACCGGGGGGGCCGCCGUCAAGCUGCCAGCACCGGGCUCUGCCGAGACAUCCGACCUUAUCUUGAGUAUCAACUCCACGCUGGGGAUUCCUCUUGUGCGUGCUGAAGUUGUGCCCUUGACAUCCCCCAGUAACGGCACAAACAACGCGACGACCACUGCUGUCGAGUCGGCUGGUCAGCUUCAAUGGGUUCCCUUGCGAUGGAUCCCGGAGAACUUGGCAGACGGCGACGCUGACCUGCUCCAGUUCGUGCGGUUCAGUUGGAACGGUCAGCUCGAGUCAGGCGAGUUUGUUCCCGAGGGAUCCUACAAACUCGUCGUGCGAGCUCUGAGGAUCUUUGGCGACCCCAAUAAUCAUGACGAUUGGGAUGUAAGUGAGUCCCCGCGACUCGACAUCACAUAUCAUAAAAAGAACAACACCCAUGAAAAGUCAGUCGACUGA